UUCUGUUGGCUGCACAAGGACCACAAUUUAACGAAAUCAGAUAAUCAGUCUCUUUUUAUCAACUAUAUAUCUCAAUGAUUGCGUUUUAACUCCCGAUAAGAAUAGAAAGAGAAACCUUGAUGUGUGGGUUAAAAUCUGUAAUACUCUAUCUACGCAUAUUGGAGUAACAGUCUCCCCUCUGCCCUCCCUCCCUCCCUCCCUCCCUUGUGUUGUGUUUGUACCCUGUUUUGUACAUUGUGCUGGUCAGUUAUUUUGGUGCAAUGACAAAUUAAACCGAAUUAGAGCGAUUGAGACGGGCUCUUCCGCCGGACAGUCCGAUCACAGCGGAUUUCUGCGGAGAUCUUCAUUCAUGUGAUGAAGUAACAGGCUCUGAAUGUCAAACUUUGUGACCUGCAUCGGAUGAGACCAGGACGAAAACUCGGUGGGAACAUUUCAAGAUCUGUGGAUUUCACUUGAAGAUCAACAUGAAGUUCGCGCAGAUCAUGCUGAAGAACAGCUCAAAGCUGAACAUACCUAAACAAGUGGACAGAUUCUCAAAGUACUCUCCGACCCCGCUCUCAAUGAAGCAGUUCAUUGACUUUGGAUCUGCCAAUGCCUGUGAAAAGACCUCCUUCGUGUUUUUAAGGCAAGAGCUUCCUGUCCGGUUAGCCAACAUCAUGAAGGAGAUCGACUUCCUCCCGGACAAAAUGCUCAGCACUCCUUCACUGAAGCUGCUUCAAAGCUGGUAUGCACAGAGUCUGAUGGAGCUUGUUGACUUUUUGGAGAAAGACCCUGAUGAUAAAAUCAUCCUAACUAAAUUCACAGAAACACUGAUCAAUGUCAGGAACAGGCACAACAAUGUGGUGCCCACCAUGGCCCAGGGAGUGCUGGAGUACAAGGAGGCCUUUGGCGUGGAUCCCGUGACCAAUCAGAACGUCCAGUAUUUUUUGGACCGCUUCUACAUGAGCCGAAUCUCCACACGCAUGCUGAUGAAUCAGCACACGUUAAUCUUUGAUGGCAGCACAAAUCCAGCCCACCCCAAACACAUUGGCAGUAUCGACCCAAACUGUGAUGUUGUGGAGGUUGUAAAAGAUGCCUGUGAGAGUGCCAAGAUGCUGUGUGAUCAGUACUACUUGACCUCUCCCGAAGUGGAAAUCAAACAAGUGAACUUUGAAGGACCCAGUGACCUUAUACAUAUAGUUUAUGUGCCUUCUCAUCUGUACCACAUGCUCUUUGAGCUCUUCAAGAAUGCAAUGAGAGCAACUGUAGAAACCCAUGAGACCAGCCUACAUCUCCCACCAAUCAAAGUGAAAGUUUCUCUAGGAAGAGAAGAUCUGACUGUCAAGAUGUCUGACAGAGGAGGUGGGGUUCCUUUGAGGAAAAUCGAAAGACUUUUCAGCUACAUGUAUUCAACUGCACCGAGUCCUGUGGCAGAAAACGGGCGUAAUGCUCCCCUGGCUGGUUUUGGCUAUGGUCUUCCUAUUUCCCGCCUUUAUGCCAAGUACUUCCAGGGAGAUCUUCAGCUCUACUCUAUGGAGGGAUACGGCACAUCAGCAGUCAUAUACCUGAAGGCCUUAUCCACUGAAUCAAUAGAAAGGCUUCCUGUCUUCAACAAGUCAGCCUUAAGGCAUUAUCAGACGAGCACAGAAGCGGAUGACUGGUGCAUCCCAAGCAGCGAGCCCAAAAACCUGGGAAAGUACGAGUACAGUGUUGAGAGGAAGGAGAAGCUCACACGAUAAACACAAGGACUGAACAGGGCUGUGAACUAUAGUGGAGUUCAUUUAGGUAACCAUGUAUGUGACUGUGGAGGUAUUUCAGAAGCAUGGUAUUAUCAAAGGGUUAAUAAUUGACUUCAUGAAUGUUACAGUCUGAAUAACAAGGGCAUUUUUGUCUUCCAAAUCUCACGUUGCUUAUAAUACACCAUGCACUUAAUUUGCGGUGCUAACUUUUUCGUUUAGAGUUUCACAACACAGAGAAACAUUUUAACUCUUCUUCUGUGAUGUUAGAGACUUCAGUCAAAUAUACUGAAGCUGAUUAGUCGUUUAAGCAUGUGUUGAUUCCUACACAUUACCACAGAUUUGAACUGAUUUGUAAGUGUGUUUUGAGUAUGUGAACUUGUGUUUUAGUAAGUGGGGCCAAGUCACCAGCUUUGUGUAAGUUAUAGCAUGUAUCUCUAGCACAUAUUUGGGAGAACACACAAGCAUCUGAAAGUAACCAAGGCUUUAUAUAUUUCCUUGGUUAAAUUGCAUUCACAAUGCAAACAUUAGAAUGAUCAUAGUUGUGUGUUUCUUGAUUGUGAUUUUGAAAUGUUCCUCAGUUGGACCUACUGUAUAACACUCCAUUUAGUUUUGAGUGUAAAAAAUGUGAUGCUAUCAAGGAGGCCAAAUCAUUUCACUGUAUACAUGAUGAAAUCCAAGUAACUUCACUGACAUUAAACACCAUGAAUUUAAUUUGACACUCUAUCUAAUAUGUAAUAAUAAUAGAUUGAGUUGUGUCAGAAGAUACCGACAAAGUAAGUUUGGGCCCAGGUUCAUUUAUUUAAAGCAACAAUAUGUAACUUUUUCUGUGUUCAAAAUUUGCAAAAUGUAUAUAAUGCGCAAGUACAUCAUAAAUUCAUCUACCAAACCACUACGGUACAUUUAUAAUAAGUAAUUAUUUUUGGACUAUUGUAGCCUGUUCGGGUCGUCACAGCUGCGGAGUAACACAUACCUGCGUGAAUCGCCAUAGACAUAAACUUGGAGAAGUAGCUCCGGUUAGAAUGUUCUUCCGCGGGAUGCGUGCAGUUCUGUUUAUUAACCGCUAGAGCGCUAAAAUGUACAUGUUGUUGCUUUAAAACUGGCUAGAUGGAUUAGACAGUGUUGCUUUUUGUUAUGUGUGAAGCUUUUUAUGACCACAAAAAUGUAUGAUCUUUGUGACAACAGCUUCUGGGUGAACAUUUCAGGUAUUCUGAUAUG
Molecule: messenger RNA, 2933 nt
Organism: Cyprinus carpio (common carp)
Lineage: Eukaryota; Metazoa; Chordata; Actinopteri; Cypriniformes; Cyprinidae
Product: pyruvate dehydrogenase (acetyl-transferring) kinase isozyme 2, mitochondrial
Biological process (GO): protein phosphorylation; regulation of glucose metabolic process
Cellular component (GO): mitochondrion
Molecular function (GO): pyruvate dehydrogenase (acetyl-transferring) kinase activity
Source: RefSeq, a predicted model, not a curated record